GCCGCGGACCUGAGGGCGCGAGUGAUUGGCGUGAAAUCCCCGAACUAAACAGACCUUCUGUGAUGGUAUUUGUCAACUCUAAUUGUAAGAGAAAACAGUUGGAGCACCAAUGACCUGUACCUUACUCCAUCCUUUAUAGUGAUGCUACAGAACAGAAAGGAAUGGAUAAAAACAUUGGUCAGCAGCUCAAUAAAGCUUAUGAAGCCUAUCGACAGGCAUGUAUGGAUAGAGAUUCUGCAAUAAGAGAACUACAGCAAAAGACUGAGAACUAUGAACAGAAAAUACGUGAGCAACAGGAACAGCUGUCAUAUCAACAAACUCUUAUUGACAAGCUAAAAUCACAGUUACUUCUUAUGAAUUCCAGUCAAGGUAACAGUGGUGUCUGUGGUCCCUUACUUGAAAACAUUGAAGCAAAGAAGAAUAAAUUGACUUUUGAUCAGUCAAAUGAGAAAAUGAAAUCAGGAAUACCAAGAGAUAAAGAAUCAAAGGUAAGAAGACAAGAGGCUUCUCCUAGAAAAGAAACUUCACCCAGGAGUUUUCCCUUAUUCCAUGAGAGGGAUGGUAUAGAGAAGACUUUCUGGGAUCUGAAACAAGAAUUUCACAGAAUAUGCGUACUAGCAAAAGGACAAAAAGAUCACUUAAGCAAACUUAAUAUCCCAGAUAUCACAACUGAAACACAGUGCUCUGUGCCUAUACAGUGUACUGAUAAAACAGAUAAACAAGAAGCGCUGUUUAAGCCCCAGGCUAAAGAUGAUAUAAAUAGAGGUGCACCAUGUAUCACAUCUGUCACACCAAGAGGACUAGGUGGAGAUGAGGAAGAAACCUCUUUUGAAUCACUUUCGAAAUUCAAUGUCAAGUUUCCACCUAUGGACAAUGAAUCUGCUUUCUUACAUAGCACUCCAGAAAGACACAACAUCCUUGUUCCUGCCACAUCCGCCCUUGUUCCUGCCACAUCCGAGGCAGCAUGCCAGGAUAAAUUUAAUGUGGAGCUCAGAGACAACCCCAGAAACUUUGUUAAAACAGAAGAAACUUUAUUUAAAAUUCCGGGAAUUGACCCCAUAGCUUCAGCAAUAAGAAACCUUAAAACAACUGACAAAACAAAACCACCCAAUCUUGUAAACACUUGCAUCAGGACAACUCCGGAUAGAGCUCUGUGUUUGCCACCUGGAGACCAUAAUGCAUUAUAUAUAAAUACAUUCCCACUUCAGGACCCAUCUAGUGCUUCUUUUCCUUCACUUGAUUCCCCAGGAAAAGCUAUCCGAGGACCACAGCAGCCUGUUUGGAAACCCUUUCCUAAUGAAGACAGUGACUUAUUUGUAUUAAAUGGCACAGCCUCAGAACUGGAUAUACCUCGACACUGUGAAUUCUGUCAAGCAGUUUUCCCACCAUCUAUUACAGCCAGGGCAGAUUUCCUCCGGCAUCUUAAUACACACUUUAAUGGGGAGGCUUAAAAGACAUUUGAGAACAGACGUAACAGGUUCUAUAUGAUGAUUUUGAGUUUGAAAUGCAGCAUUACAAACGUUAAAUAUCAUUUAAAAAAUCUAGUGUCACAGGUAUUUGAAUAACUGUAUCUAGACUUAUAACUUUCUUUUGAAAUAUACUUUGUACAGAACUAUAAUUCAUUCUAUUCAUGUUAAUAUUUUUUAUUACCAUAAUUCAAAAUGAUUUGUGGUUUAUAAAGUUAUAUAAUCAUAAUUUUUAUUUAUUUCAUGUAUCUAAGCUUAGUGCUUAGAUUUCUAGUUAGAUCUAUUGAAUUCAUUAAUGAAAAAUGUUUAUAGGGAUUUCUACAUUUGUUUUCAUUUAGAAAAUUAUUUAUGCUACAGGUAAUACUUCUUUUUUUAAUGAACUAGCCUAAUGGAGAAGAGCAGACAAAAUAUCUUAACCCAACCUAGGAUAUUUGUUGCCCAGUGAUUAAAUUACUAGUAGAAUUGUUUAAUACUUUAGGCUAUUUUUUUAAUGAUACACAUAUUUUUCACUUUUAAUAUGUACAUAACUUUGGGAUGAGUUAAAAUA
Messenger RNA from Sorex fumeus (smoky shrew), 2013 nucleotides. RefSeq names its product TRAF family member associated NFKB activator (gene TANK). The coding region runs from base 162 to 1451 and encodes 429 amino acids. Gene Ontology annotation, biological process: canonical NF-kappaB signal transduction. The record is from RefSeq and is a predicted model, not a curated record. NCBI's taxonomy places the organism in Eukaryota, Metazoa, Chordata, Mammalia, Eulipotyphla, Soricidae. The transcript has 9 exons.